Messenger RNA from Thelazia callipaeda (thelaziosis nematode), 960 nucleotides. The record is from the annotation of a GenBank genome assembly. NCBI's taxonomy places the organism in Eukaryota, Metazoa, Nematoda, Chromadorea, Rhabditida, Thelaziidae.
AUGACAGCAACAGUGAUAGAUCAAGCAGAUCAGCAACAGCAACAAGAUCAAGAAAAGCAGAGAUUACUUGUGGAGUCGAGACCAGGUGGUGGUGAUAUUGUUUUGACAAUGGAAGGGGUUGAUGAGAAAGUUUCUUCUGUUGUACUGAAGGAGAUCUCUCCCGAAGUACAUGUUCUGGAAGAGCAGUGUGUUGCAAGACAACGGGAAAUUCCAGGUGAUGUUGCGAGAGGUGGUGAACCACCCGAACCUUCUGCAUCUGCUUCCCGGGUCAAGACUAAAAAACCCCGCAGAAGGAGAGGCGGCAAGGGGCGCUGGAAACCGUAUCACAAAUUAUCGCAUAAAAAAUUUGGUAAGGAGGAAAGGGGAAUCAAGAGAAGGGAAAGCUCUUUUUUUCAAAGAUUAUUUUCCCGUGGUAAACCAAUGGCACCAUACAACACAACGCAAUUCAUAGUGGAGGAUCACGAAAGGCGCACGAUGCUUGCAGAAGCAGCCACAGGAGCUGAUCCAAAUUUCGCCCCUCAUGCCAGAAGAAUACUUUCACCGAACGAAAGGUCAGUUUUUUAUUGUAGUUAUGGUAUUGCUCAGGCAGGAUCGGGUGGAAACACUACAGACACAGCAAGUUAUUCAGGUGCAGAGGAUGAUCAGAUGGAAAGAGAAUUUGACGCUGAUUACGAUUAUGUUAAUAUGGAGCGCAUUUGUAGCAUGAGCAAAGAUGGAGUUGUGCGAGAGUAUAUGCAUUUGGAAAAACUUAAUAGUAAGAUGGGGGAUCGAUUGAGGUUUCUGGAGUUAGAAAAUGAUAAGUUGAAGCAGCUGUUGAAUGAGCAUAACAUCCUAUACGACGAGGUCUUGACCAGAAUACGUAGGCACAGCGCAGCGUCGAUUUCAGAAGCAGGAGAAGCAAUACGUAGAAGUCUAGAUGAAGUCUUAGCUGAGAAGAAGCAAACAAAAGUGAUGCAAUGA